Molecule: messenger RNA, 986 nt
Organism: Camellia sinensis
Lineage: Eukaryota; Viridiplantae; Streptophyta; Magnoliopsida; Ericales; Theaceae
Product: glutathione S-transferase 3
Biological process (GO): glutathione metabolic process
Cellular component (GO): cytoplasm
Molecular function (GO): glutathione transferase activity
Source: RefSeq, a predicted model, not a curated record
AUGGCCGACAAAGUGAUUCUCUUGGGCACCUGGUUUAGCCCCUCUGUGAUGAGGGUGAAAAUUGCCUUGGCUGAGAAAGAGAUAGAAUAUGAAUCCAGGGAAGAGGACCUGAGCAACAAGAGCCUACUACUCCUGAAGAUGAACCCUGUUAACAAGCAAAUCCCAGUGUUGAUCCAUAAUGGUAAACCGAUGUGCGAGUCGCUCAUCAUUAUUCAGUACAUGGAUGAAGUCUGGAACCACAAAUCUCCAUUGUUGCCUUCUGAUCCUUACCAGAGAGCUCAUGCCAGGUUCUGGGGUGAUUAUAUUGACAAGAAGGUACAUAGGCUUGGAAAGCUGCUAUGUACAUACACUGGUGAAGCCCUAGAAGUCGCAAAGAAUGAUCUCUUAGGCUGCUUUAAGCUCUUGGAACGAGAGCUUGGAGACAAGCCUUAUUAUGGGGGUGAGACCUUUGGCUUUGUGGAUGUGGCACUGAUCCCAUUCCACACAUUUUUCUAUUCGUUUGAGCAGUUUGGCAACUUCAGCAUGGUGACAGAGUGCCCUAAACUUGUUGCUUGGGCUCAUAGGUGCAUGGGAAAGGAGUGUGUGUCAAACACUCUUGUUGACCAACACAAGGUCUAUGACUUCAUGUUGGAGCGCAAAAAGAAGCUCGAGGCUCAGUAAAUCUCUAGAAGACUAUUUGAUCGGACUGUUGUGGCAUACUCUUCCACAGUUCCUUUUUUUUCUCUUUGGGGAUCCUCUUUUUUAUUUUUCUCUUUUUUAGUAAAUCUCUAGAAGACUAUUUGAUCGGACUGUUGUGGCAUACUCUUCCACAGUUCCUUUUUUUUUCUCUUUGGGGAUCCUCUUUUUUAUUUUUCUCUUUUUUUCUUUUUACCUUUCAAUCUCUAGAUGUUGUGUUUGCUCAAGGGGGGUGUUCUCUUCAUGUUAUACUCAAUAAAGAAGAGAUUUUUUUUUUGUUUUUAAUUGAGAAAAGCGUGAUUUGAUUGAUA